AUGGUUGAAACACUAACUGCGUUCAUUUCAGAAUUUGCUCUUUGCCCAGAUAAGGAGGACGGCUGGAUUUGGAAGGCGACAAAGGACGGGGUUUUUUCAACCAAGUCGGCGUAUGAAGUUAUCGCGGCGGCCAGGAAUGAGCCUUCUCCGAUGUCCAUGUUUAAAGAGGAGUUAGCUCAAGUUUGGAAGACACCGGCACCACACAAGGCAAAGGUGAUCGCGUGGAGAUGCCUGCGAAAUAGGUUGCCGACUUGCAAUAACCUUGUCAAGAGGAAUGUACCACUUGGGAUUGAGGAGACGUGGUGUAAUGCUUGCGUUACAAGUUUUGAGACGGCGGAGCAUCUGUUCUUACAUUGUCCAAAGGUGGAGAUUGUGUGGGAUAAAAUACAGCAAUGGAUUGAUAGCAAAAUUGUGAGGUCCCAAGGUAUUCCUCAACACUUCACCUCGUUUUUUUGUGCUGCAAGAGGAAAGAACAGCAGGAAAUUUCUCAUGGCAUUGUGGGUGUGCACAAUUUGGCUAAUUUGGGAAAAAAGAAAUGACAGCAGGUUUGAAGGAAAGGCUUGGGAUACUGAGAAGUUAGUUCUUGAAAUUAAAGGAAGACUUUGGAGCUGA
Messenger RNA from Salvia miltiorrhiza (redroot sage), 612 nucleotides. RefSeq lists its product as uncharacterized. The coding region runs from base 1 to 612 and encodes 203 amino acids. The record is from RefSeq and is a predicted model, not a curated record. NCBI's taxonomy places the organism in Eukaryota, Viridiplantae, Streptophyta, Magnoliopsida, Lamiales, Lamiaceae. The transcript has a single exon.